AUGGAUCCUCAGCGAGGGAGAGCUAGAGGCCGAGGUAGGGCCAGAGGGGCAGGUGGGGCCAGAGGCAGAGGUAGGGCUCCACCUGUGGAUGACUUCUUUGAGGAGGAGGUAGUGUUGGAGGUGCAUGUGCCAGUUGUGGUAGAUGAUGGUCUACGUCUGGCUAGGUUGGCUCAGGGUAUCAUCAGGUUAGGAGUGCCUUCCUUUCUUGGAGGUACAGACUACCUCGUAGCUGAUCAUUGGAUAGAGGACAUUGAGACAUACUUCACCAUGAUCACAUGUACGGAGAUUGAGAAGAUGCGUAUUGCUACGUUUCUUCUCAAGGAUGAGGCACGGGCAUGGUGGAGUGGGGUAGAGAGAUCUCAAGAUGUGACCGCCUUGCCUUGGGAGGGGUUUGUUCAGCUAUUUCGGGAGAAGUAUUUUCCUGAUACAGUGAGGGAGCAGUUGGAGCUUGAGUUCAUAGCUCUGGUGCAGGGCAUGAUGAGUGUCAGGGAUUAUGAGGCCCGGUUUUCUCAGCUGUAUCGUUUUGCUAGAGAGAUGGAUGCAGUAGAUUUGGCACAGAAGUUCAUUUGGGGUUUGAGGCAUGAGCUCUGGAAGUUGGUGACUUCCCACCGGUUUGCUACUCUAGCAAAAAUGGUUGAGAGUGCCCUUGCAGUUGAGCAGGAGGAGACCAUACAUGAGAUAGAGAGGCAGAGAGAUGUUCAGGGGAAGGGCAAGGCCCUGACAGGGAGUAGCAGUUCAGGGGACCACAGAGGUGGUUAUGGGAAGAGGCGGCGGACUCAUCAGCUGGCCCCAGCUAGAGCAGUAGUUGCACCUAUUAGGCAGGCAGCACCCUUGAAGUGUUUCAACUAUGGUGAGCCGGGCCACUUCUCUUCGGCAUGUCCGAAGCCCAAGAGGCAAGGAUGCUUCACUUGUGGGCAGGCAGGCCAUUUUGUCAGGGAUUGCACCCGACCUCAAGCUGGAGGGCAGGGUGUUCAACAGAGACCAUUACUUCCAGCACUAGCCAGAAUAUAUGCCAUUGGUCAGCGUGGUGCAUGA
Fragaria vesca subsp. vesca is the source of this 1035-nucleotide messenger RNA. RefSeq lists its product as uncharacterized. Bases 1 to 1035 code for a protein of 344 amino acids. Lineage: Eukaryota; Viridiplantae; Streptophyta; Magnoliopsida; Rosales; Rosaceae. The transcript has a single exon. Gene Ontology annotation, molecular function: nucleic acid binding; zinc ion binding. The record is from RefSeq and is a predicted model, not a curated record.